Molecule: messenger RNA, 477 nt
Organism: Physella acuta
Lineage: Eukaryota; Metazoa; Mollusca; Gastropoda; Physidae
Source: RefSeq, a predicted model, not a curated record
AUGUUUCGAAUUCUUUCUUCUUCGGAUAUUUCGAAGUCAGUUCUUUCUUCUUUGGAUAUUUCGAAGUCAGUUCUUUCUUCUUUGGAUAUUUCGAAGUCAGUUCUUUCUUCUUCGGAUAUUCCGAAGUCAUCAGUUCUUUCUUCUUCUGAUAUUUCGAAUUCAGUUCUUUCUUCUUUGGAUAUUUCGAAGUCAGUUCUUUCUUCUUCGGAUAUUUCGAAGUCAGUUCUUUCUUCUUCGGAUAUUUCGAAGUCAGUUCUUUCUUCUUCGGAUAUUCCGAAGUCAGUUCUUUCUUCUUCGGAUAUUUCGAAGUCAGUUCUUUCUUCUUCGGAUAUUCCGAAGUCAGUUCUUUCUUCUUCGGAUAUUUCGAAGUCAGUUCUUUCUUCUUCGGAUAUUCCGAAGUCAGUUCUUUCUUCUUCGGAUAUUUCGAAGUCAGUUCUUUCUUCUUCGGAUAUUUCGAACAGACGAGACCUGGUUUGA